CCCGGGAGCGCGGCUUUCGGGUUGUACCCCAACCCGGGCUGCGGCCUGAGGCGGUGCUGCGCAUGCGCGAGGUUGUUGGCGGAACUGGCGCACGUUAGCGAGGUUGGCGUUUGGCAUCGUCCCACGGUUGUCAUUUGCCUGGAGACUUCCCUACCGUGGCCCAGCCCUGUUGGGGAGCAGGCAUCCCUGACCUCGGGGAAGGCGCCUACGGAGUUUCUCCAUCUCUUCCCACUCGCCGCCCUGCAUAGGGUGCUGAUGUUUUCAUUUCUGUCACCUGGAACCUUUCGGUUCCCAUCCAGUCGAUCAGUUUACCUAGCUCCUGUCCCCGAACCGGCUCACUAACUUAUUAUGCUUUCGAUAUUUGGCCCUGAUGGCGAGGGAUAGCGCAGAAAGUUUGACUACACUGGGUGAAGCUGUUUUGAAACUGAUAGGAACGGAUGGAGAGAAAUCGCCAUAAAUCUUUAUUUUAAGCCGGAAGAUAAUUGCUCGGCUCAGCCCCGGAAAUAGAGAUUUUCAGACGCUGAAAACUUUCCAAGUGCUCCACCUUGGCCGAGAAAGAACUUCCUGCUUGAGUUGGAAGCCGGUACAGGCUACUCUGUCGUCUUUGAAGAUGUUAGAUGUGGGCAAGUGGCCAAUUUUCUCCCUUUGUUCUGAGGAAGAACUGCAGUUAAUUCGUCAGGCUUGUGUCUUUGGCAGUGCUGGCAAUGAAGUUUUAUAUACUACAGUAAAUGACGAGAUUUUUGUGCUUGGCACAAACUGCUGUGGCUGUUUAGGAUUAGGUGAUGUCCAGAGCACCAUCGAACCUCGGAGACUGGAUUCUUUAAGUGGCAAAAAAAUAGCCUGCCUCAGCUAUGGGAGUGGUCCACACAUUGUCCUUGCCACAACAGAAGGAGAAGUCUUUACCUGGGGUCAUAAUGCUUAUAGCCAGCUGGGCAAUGGGACAACUAAUCAUGGUUUAGUGCCAUGUCAUAUCUCUACUAAUUUGUCAAACAAACAAGUGAUUGAAGUUGCCUGUGGGUCUUACCAUUCUUUGGUGCUAACAUCUGAUGGAGAGGUGUUUGCCUGGGGUUAUAAUAACUCUGGGCAGGUAGGAUCUGGAUCUACAGCUAACCAGCCGAUCCCGCGGAGAGUCACUGGCUGCUUACAGAAUAAAGUAGUUGUGAACAUAGCGUGUGGGCAGAUGUGCUCAGUGGCGGUGGUGGACACAGGGGAGGUCUAUGUCUGGGGUUACAAUGGAAACGGGCAGCUCGGACUCGGCAGUAGUGGCAACCAGUCAACCCCCUGUAGAAUAGCAGCUUUGCAAGGCAUUCGUGUCCAGCGGGUUGCCUGUGGCUACGCACACACAUUAGUAUUAACAGAUGAAGGCCAAGUGUAUGUGUGGGGCGCAAAUUCUUAUGGCCAAUUGGGCAUUGGCAAUAAAAGUAACCUGUCCUAUCCUACUCCUGUCGUUGUGGAAAAGGACAGAAUUAUAGAGAUUGCAGCCUGCCACUCUGCCCACACCUCUGCCGCCAAGACCCAGGGGGGCCACGUGUACAUGUGGGGCCAGUGCCGCGGACAGUCGGUGGUCCUGCCUCACCUCACCCACUUCUCCUGCACGGAUGACGUGUUUGCCUGUUUUGCCACUCCCGCUGUCUCGUGGCGCCUCCUGUCUGUAGAACCUGAUGACCACCUCACAGUGGCUGAGUCACUGAAAAGGGAAUUUGACAACCCUAACACCGCAGACCUGAAAUUUCUGGUGGAUGGAAAGUAUAUUUAUGCACAUAAAGUCCUCCUCAAAAUUAGGUGUGAACAUUUUCGUUCUUCGUUGGAAGACAGUGAGGAUGAUAUUGUAGAAAUGAGUGAAUUUUCAUAUCCUGUUUACCGAGCCUUCCUGGAAUACCUGUACACAGACAGCAUCAACCUUCCCCCUGAGGAGGCAGUAGGGUUGCUAGAUUUGGCUACAUUUUAUAGAGAAAAUCGUUUGAAAAAGCUCUGCCAACAAACUAUCAAGCAAGGAAUCUGUGAGGAAAAUGCCAUUGCUCUGCUCUCUGCUGCUGUGAAGUACGACGCUCAGGAUUUAGAAGAAUUCUGCUUCAGGUUUUGCAUAAACCAUUUGACUGUAGUAACACAAACUUCAGGCUUUGCAGAAAUGGACCACGAUCUCCUCAAGAACUUUAUCAGCAAAGCAAGCAGAGUUGGAGCCUUUAAAAAUUGAUCCUCUCACCUGCAGGAAACAAUUUUUAACACUUCCAUUUUCCCUGCAAAAGCCAGAGAAUGACUUUUCUAUAAUAGUAUUUAUGAUGAGCUACAUUUGGCUGAAUACUUAACUGUUAAAAGGAUGGCGGUGGUCAGUCUUCCCCAUCGGCUGAAAUCCAAAGUUGACAAUGAAGGCAUUAAAUGCUCUGAUCAGAAGUGAGUAAGCUCCAGGGGGAAAACAAUUAAAAUAUCUUUUUAUAUUUACCAUGUCUUCUUUUGAGUCUCUUAAGUUAGAAACUUUUGGCAUAUCCGUCUGAGUAUACGCUAUUCUGGCCAAGGUUCCACUAUUCAGCAGGCUGAUCUCAUGUAGAUAGCUUGACAAAUACUGUCACUUCCACACUUUCUGCAUCCAGCACAGUGCCUUGCAUAUAGUAGGCACUCAAUUUUUAAAUAAAUCUUAAGUUUGCCUUGAGAACAGCUUUGUUUGUGGGAUACUGGAUGAAGGAAAAACUUGCACAAAAACAAAUUUCAAACAGCUGGUAUCUAUUAAGGCUCAUAUUCUUCUGGUGCAUCGUUCUGAGAAAUAGUGGCUAAUUUAGAGCAUUAAUUAGAAUUCACAAAAGGGCUUGGCAAUUAAAUUGUCAAAAGCCCAAGGGCUAACUUUAAUUUUCUAUUUACUCUGAGUCAUUGAUUUCUCCUAUGGGAUUAUUGAAUAUGAAGUACUAUCUUUGAAUGAAUGUUAUUUCUGGGCUCAUCUGCCUUAUAUAAUUGCCUUUGUGUUAAGAGAGAUUUGCCUCUGUAAGUAAAAAAAAAAUGAUUAUGUGUUUUUCUUGUAGUUGACUUUUGCAUCACUAUAAAUCAGGUCUCAACCUGGCACUGUAUAAAGUACUAGCUGAAAAGGAGCUAAUACUUACAUUUCAUGUACAACAUUAAGAAUGAGAUAAAUUUAUACUUUUUAGAUCAAAACAAGUUGCCCAACUAUGAAAGAGAAACUGGAAUGGGAUGUAGGACGUAGCAUCAAAGUUUCCUAAGAGGUAUUCCACAGGAUGAUACUAUGUAAAGAAAACUCUUUUGGAGUUAGAAACCUUGUUCUGAUGCUGGACUAUUUGAUAAUAAAGUGCUUAUUUGCAGAUAAUAGAA
This is a messenger RNA of Rhinolophus ferrumequinum (greater horseshoe bat), 3315 nucleotides long. It is a transcript of the gene RCBTB2, whose product is annotated as RCC1 and BTB domain containing protein 2. The transcript is spliced from 12 exons. Bases 611 to 2194 code for a protein of 527 amino acids. Gene Ontology annotation, molecular function: protein binding. The record is from RefSeq and is a predicted model, not a curated record. Lineage: Eukaryota; Metazoa; Chordata; Mammalia; Chiroptera; Rhinolophidae.